AUGGCCAUCAAAUUAAGGAAAAGCAUUUACUCAGCUCCUAAUUUUUCCUGGGGUAGAACUUCAGUCCUGGAGUGUGAAUUGGACUUUGAUGACUUGCUGAAGGGGAUGUCGAGUCGUCCCUAUCACCAGCUCUGGGAACAUCCCGACUCAGGUCGCCGCAGACCAAAAGCCAAUCAACAGGCAAAGGAUUUGCUCUCCAAAGCAGAUGUGCCCAAGUUCGGUGAUCUUCAUGUUGUCGGAUUUCUUUCCGGAGAAAUGAUGCCACGCGGGGCGCGCGGGAACUGCGUGCGUUGGCUCUGUGCGGCCCGCACGCGGCGUCAGGGCGCGCCUGCUCCGGGCGUUCUGGGCCUUGCCCUUCCAAGAAGUAGCCCGGCGGACCGGAGCGGGCCUAGCGGGCAGCGGCGGCGCCGGCACGGGGGCAGGUCACGCGAACGCAGGUUCCCAUUUAACCACCCCGGGUCCCUCACAGAGCGCGAGCCAGUCUCUCACCCGGAGCGAGUGGCAAAAAAGCUGACUCCAGAGCGGUUCUACAUCACGAGGCGAAAGGGAACCGACCCGGUGGGCCACACUGCCGACGGUUCGAGAGACCCGAAAACACAAGUCCGACCACAGCCCUCCGCCGCCCCUCCAGAGGCUUCCCGCCGCUUCCAAGACGGGAAAUCUAGGAAGGGCAGAAGAGUCCAGCCUGCCUCCCGAGUCCGUUCUGCAACGUGGCGACCCGUUCAGAGGAGCGAGCGCUUGCUGCCCGGCCCUGCUGGUGGAUGGUCCGUAGUUGGCUGGGGUGAGAGGCCUUUCAGUGGGAUCUACCUGAAUAACAAGGAAUCAGGAACGUAUCACUGCGUGUGCUGGGACAACCCACUCUUCAGCAGCUGCCGCGUGGCCAAUGUCUUCCCCGGUUCCGAGAAAAACUACUGCUCCGGCACCGGACGGCCUUCGUUUUCUGAGGCUCACGGGACGUCUGGCUCCGAUGAAAGGGACGCGGGGAUCCUGAGAGGCGUGGACACCUCGUUAGGAUUAACUCGCACCAAGGUUGUCUGCGAGCAGCGUGGAGCCCGUCUUGGCCGCGUGCUUCCUGAUGGACGUGGGCCUAGUGGGCAGAGGUUUUGCAUCAACAGUGUGGCACUGAAGUUCAAACCAAGGAAAUACUGACUGUCUCCAGGGGCCCCCUCCCCUCACCACUGCUUCAUUUACACCCUCAGUUGUCACCGCUCAUAUGAAUGACGUGUUCUGUUGGCUACCAAGCUAGGCCAAAUGUGCUGCUGGCACCAGGCAAGUCACAACCUCUGGGAUGUAUUUACCUGGACUCAGCCCAACCCUGACUCCAGCUUGGACUGGAAUUUCACGCGGUGACAGAAGGGCAGCCAUUUCCAUCGAAUUGACUUCUGUAGGCUCUGCCUGGGACCAGAGGGUGUGACUCUUGGGGGACAUUAAGAAGCUGAUGGACCACGAGCCAAAAAACUCCUACAAAACUACCCUGACCUUACCACUGCAGUGAAGCACUUCGUGGACCUAUACAGAUGUUGAAGGGGUACUUGCUGUUCGCUGGGCUCUCUUCUAGUUACCGGAGACACGGCAGUCAACAACACAGAUGAAGUCUCUGGGCUCCUGCCCUCAUUUGGAGCUUCCGUAGAGGUAGAGGAGGUGAGGGAAGAGCAUUCGGGCAGAGAGGACCACACACCGCACAGCUUAUGUGGAGGGCGUGCCCUUCACGAACAGCGAGGGGACCGGCGGGGCUCAUUACGAGCGAAGGAAGAAAAGAAUUCUCUACAGUGACCCAUCUUGUUUCUUCCGACAUGAUGAGUUAAAUGGAGGCUGAUCAAAGGAUCCCAGUGGUUGGGUUGGCUGUAAUCGGACUUAGGAAAGGACGGAGCGGACCCGUGUCACAUCGCCACCGGCGUGCACAUCCCGUCCUGAAUGAUGCCAUCAGGCUCAGCUCAAAAGGACGCACUAACUGAGGGUCCCCCGAGUCUGGCUCUGGGGAGCAGGGAUGGGAGGACGGCCUUCGCAGUCGGCUGAGAAGCUUCUGGUCGUUUCCUCUGCACAGGGGACACCCGUGGGGCUGCCUCCCGUCUGUGUAAGGGAGGGAGGUCUGUGUCCGCGAAGUCACCCACGACGAGGUCCUGGAGUGUUCCGACGACAGGAUGCCCUCCUCCCCGAGAGUCAUGAACAAAAGAGUACUUCCUGUUACAUUUAGAUGCCGAUUAUCAGGGAGGGGGUAGUGAUUGAUGAGAUGAGGGUGCGGGGAACGUUCUCUCCGUCGUAGGAGUAUUUGGCUGCUUGGGAACGGUUUACAGCCUGCUUCUUCCUAGCGCGCACCCCCCGAAAUCAUUUUCUUUGUAAACGUUAAAAGCCGUGUGAAAAAAACCCAACAACCUUGAUGAGUCCUCUUUGUACUUCCAUCAGCAACAUGGCAGCCUCUGAAUAAACUGUAAUUUCCUUCACCGUACCUGUUGAGAACAUUUAGGCCACAUUUAGGAAAACCAACAACGACGACACCUGGGCAGGGGUCUCAAGAACAAUUAGCAAUUAAAAUAAUCUAUGUUCUACA
Felis catus (domestic cat) is the source of this 2548-nucleotide messenger RNA. It is a transcript of the gene MSRB2, whose product is annotated as methionine sulfoxide reductase B2. Gene Ontology annotation, molecular function: peptide-methionine (R)-S-oxide reductase activity. The coding region runs from base 1 to 1149 and encodes 382 amino acids. The transcript is spliced from 14 exons. Lineage: Eukaryota; Metazoa; Chordata; Mammalia; Carnivora; Felidae. Gene Ontology annotation, cellular component: cytoplasm. The record is from RefSeq and is a predicted model, not a curated record. Gene Ontology annotation, biological process: response to oxidative stress; protein repair.